AUGAGGAUGAAGUUUGCAAAUAUACCGAGAAGAGUCUGGGAGCACAAGAAAAAGUCAGCACUUGCAUCUUUCGUUGCUUAUUUCACGGGUUGGAAGACGUACGGCUGGAAGAGAGAUUGUGAUAUACGAGCUGUAUAUGCUCAAGAAGCAAAGAAAUUUGGCGAUGUGCCGUUAGCUUCAGGCGAACGUUUACGACGUGUCACUGUUUUGGUAGAUACGACCUGUGCGGGUGCUUUCGAUAAUUUUAAAAAAAAUGCUUUACCAUUAUUUAAUUUAGCUGGUUUGCAAGUGGAUAUAAUCAAGCCCACUGAUAUUUCUGAAUUCAAAACUAUUGCGGAACACAUUGAUAUAGCGGAAUGUGAUGCUCUAUAUAUUAUUGGUGGCGAUAGUAGUUUAAGUACUGUUCUAAGUGCGGUGUAUCAUCAAAAGAAUGAUUCACCGUUACCUAUUGGUGUUUUCCCGGGUGGUUCUGAGAAUCGAUCGCUAAUUGGUUUGGUUCCUAAUGUAUUUACAAUUCAAAAUGAUAUCCGUCCAUACUGUGAAAGUGCUAUGGCUCUCAUCGAAGAACAGAUUCGACCGAUUUAUCUAUUAAGCAUAAGACUUGAAAACUUAGAGAGCAGCACGAAUGAAGAAAAACAACCAUUUUACGGUAUAUCAGGCUUAUAUGCUGGUUGGUACGAUAGAGUUGAGUCAAACAAAAAUAAACUAUGGUACUGGGGUGGAUUAAAACGCUGGAUUGCUUACAUCACAGCUUAUUUACGAUCUUUGAAGCAAUAUCCAGAAAUAGAGCUUAAUAUGAUUUGUGAAGAAUAUUGCGUCGGUUGCUGUAAAUGUCGACCACAGUCUAUGGUUGAAGAGACAAAACAGCAGAGGAAUAAGCAGUGGUGGCAUUACAUUAUUGGUUCACGUAAUUAUACUAGUGCGAACAAUAUGAAGCCACAAAUGGAUUAUUCAACAAUACAAAACAAGAACUGUGGAAAAACUAAGGAAAUGAAAAUGAAAACAAUCGAUGUAACGUUUGAGAAUACUCAAGAUCAGGCAAGUUUGUUUAAGGCAUGCGGUCUUCGUGUUCGUACUGGAGGUGCUGGACAUAGUAGGAUCAGUUUGUUGAUAGAUGGUUGGACAAGGUGUCAAACAAAGCAGUUGUCUGCAUCUCCCAAUACUGAUUUCUAUCAAAAUGAUCUCUUUGUUAAAUCGGUAGUUUUAACAUUUAGUUCGAAAUUCGAGAAAAAAGAGGCGAAAAGAUUACCGAAGGUUGAUGAAGAAUUGCAUACAAGAACAAUUUUCGAACCAGUUAGUGUAGAAACUCGUCCAGCAAGAACGAAAUCAAAAAUUCGUAGCAAGCUGAAAUGGAAGGAGGAUAUUGAUUUAAAUGAAAAAAUUGAGGAAUGGAAAGAUGCUAAAACUGAAGGAUCAAAAGAUUCUAAAAUUGAAGGAUCGAAAGAUUCUACCACUAAUUCGGCUAGAGCGAUACGUUUGAAUAUAAAGGACACGAAAGAAUUCGACCAGAUAGAGACGAUAGUAGCUAACGAAAAAUUGGGAAAAAGCAAGGAUAGUACUGAUGAGUUGCAGCAAUCAAUUCUAUGGAUAAUUAUUAGGAAAAUUCUAGAAGAAAUACUCAUCUGGCUUAUUGUCAUUAUAAUUCUUAUCAUUAGAAGAUUUCUUUGA
Molecule: messenger RNA, 1668 nt
Organism: Acanthocheilonema viteae
Lineage: Eukaryota; Metazoa; Nematoda; Chromadorea; Rhabditida; Onchocercidae
Source: the annotation of a GenBank genome assembly